GUGGAUUUUCAACGAGCUGGGGAGAAAAGCGGAGACGGGGCAGACAUCAUUCCUCUCUCAGCGUCUUUGGACUAUCCACACGAAGAGACAAACAAAUUACCGUCUUUUCUCCCCUCUCAAAACAGGAGUAUAAUUAUAUCAACUAUUUCUCAGAAAUAACAAUGGCCGACACACUUGUUGACACAACCGCAGCCGCAGAGGUUACAGCCAAGGAGCUGAAAGAAAAGAAAGAAGUGGCGGAGGAGAAGAAGGAGGAGGAGGAGAAGAAGACCGACAGCGAGGACGCACCUGCCAAUGGCACAAAUGGUGCCAAUCACAGCGACAAAGUGGAGGAGGCCACAAAGGAGGAGCAAAAGAAUGGAGAUGGCAAAGCAGAGGAGGAGGCGCCCCCUGCUGAGGAGACUGAUGCACAGCCUGUGAAGCGUGCUGCUGAGGAGGAGGUGGAGGAGGAGGAAAAGGGGGAGACAAAAAAGCAGAAAACGGAGGAGAAUGGAGAUUCAAAAGAGGCCGAGGUGGAAGCUUAAGCCUCUGCGCUGCUCCUUGUUCGCGGCACUGUCUCACCAGCCUGGUCAACAUCGUGUUGUAGAGCUUGUGCUUUCUGUAUCUUUGAGAGAUUCUUUUUUUUUUUUGCUCCCAUGUUAUCACAUUGCACUGGAGUCUUGAAACAUAGUGGCCCUGCAUCCUUUUUUUUAUGAAAUGUUAUUUAUUGGUCUUUAAAAUGAGCUUUCUUUUCUACUUGUACAAACCGGGCCACACCCUGAGAUCAGUUUAUUUCAUUUCCUGAGGUUUUAUAUCAGUAUGUCAAAA
Salarias fasciatus (jewelled blenny) is the source of this 807-nucleotide messenger RNA. RefSeq names its product parathymosin. The record is from RefSeq and is a predicted model, not a curated record. The transcript has 5 exons. NCBI's taxonomy places the organism in Eukaryota, Metazoa, Chordata, Actinopteri, Blenniiformes, Blenniidae. Bases 162 to 524 code for a protein of 120 amino acids.